Molecule: messenger RNA, 2334 nt
Organism: Blepharisma stoltei
Lineage: Eukaryota; Ciliophora; Heterotrichea; Heterotrichida; Blepharismidae
Source: the annotation of a GenBank genome assembly
AUGGCCGAAAACGACUUGCAUAAUCAGCCAAUUCUCAAGGCAAUUUGUUCUAAUAACGUAGUUCUGGAAGGGUAUUAUUAACAUAGAAGAUCCAAAACAAUUCCAGCUGCCAUCCUAAUCAAGGAUGAAUAUAUUGUGGAAAUAAUCGAAUUACUCGACACCUCUCAAAUUCCAGAAAUUAUGCCCAGCUACUCUGAAUACACAUGAAUUAGUUAUGGAGACCUUUACAUCAGCCCCGGCAUAAUUGAUUUAAAUGCGUGUUUUAACGAAGAAGUCAGUUCAGAGCUUGAAGGAGAUGCUUUAGACAGUGAAAACCCAGUAAAUCCUUCAAUGAUUGAAGAUUGAGAAGGCUAUGAGUCAGGGACUAAAGCUUCAAUAUCAGGAGGAGUCACUACAGUUAUUGAAUCUCCUUCUCUUGCAAGAUCUACAUUAACAACAUUAAAUGACUAUCUUAUGAAGCUUAAUAACUUGAGCAAUAUAAAUUUGUAUUGUGAUAUUGGGUUUUUAGCAUUUAUUGAUCCUAAUAGCCUCAGUGAAAUAAGUAACUUAUCUCGCUCAGGUAUUGUAGGGUUUAAAGUUUACAUGAUACCUCCUUUUGGAGACCUCAAGUAUUUUACUACUGAAAACUUGCCUUUACUUUUUCAAGAAGUCAGCCAAUAUCCGAAGCCACUUUUUAUACACCCUGAGAAAACUUCAGAAAGAUUCCUUUAUAUGAGUUCACCUUUUAGGCAAUACGGGUUAGAUAGAAGAAAAAUCAGGACAAUGCCAGCUGCACUUUUAUUUGCAGCGUCAUUGCCUGAGGAAUCUUCGCCGACUUCUUCUGAUUCUUCAAGCUCGUCUUCGUCAAGCUCAAGUGGUGAAGGCGAACUUGAAGAAAAAAAGAAGUUUGAAGGAAAAAUCAAAAAAGAAAGCGAAAAUUUUGAGUGCUUAAUUAAAGCAGAAAUUAACACUUAUUCACAUUCAGGAAACACCAUUUACAACUCAGAAGUUAAAAACCCCCAAGAAACCCCAGAAAUUCCUAAAUUUUCAAUAAAUCAAACAAAUUUUAAUAAUUUUAGGUCUCCGGAUUUUGAACAAAAUUUUUUGAAACCUACACAGAUUAAGCCAGUUAACCCAGAAUUAAGAAGAAACUCGUGGAGGCCUCCACCAAUAGACUGUGAAAAAAUAGAGCACCCAGACCAAGCAGAUUAUCGAGUUUUCCUUUCAAAUUCUCCUCAGCAAUGAGAAACAAAUGGAAUCCAAAGCGUUUUAUCCGAAUUAAAAAAUUUUCCAAAUGUUAAAGUCCACAUCUCCUCAGUCAGCUCUGCAAAUGCAGUCUACGCGGUUCGAAAAGCCAAACUUGAGUGCCCAGAGCUAUCACUCACAUGUGAGACUUGCGGAAUUUAUAUACACUUUUCAAUGAACCAUAUAAGAGAUGGUGAUACAAGAUUUAAAGCACAUCCUCCUAUAAGAGAAGAAAAAAAUAGGCAACUUAUAUUGGAUUUACUGAGAAUGGGAAGCAUAGACACAGUGACAUCUUAUCAUCAGCCAGUCAAGCCUGCAUUAAAGAAUAUCAGUAAUGGGGAUUUUCAAAAAGCAGUUAGUGGAGUAAGCAGCAUUGGACUUACUUUACAAUGCUGCUAUGGAGCUAUUAGAAAUGACCCAAGAGAAGAUGCUGUGAAAUUGGCACAGAUUUUAAGCAUGAAACCAGCAGAAAUUGCAGGCAUUGAGAAAGUGAAAGGGAGCAUAGCAGUUGGAAAGUUUGCGGAUUUUUUUGUGUGGAAUCCUUAUGAGACUGAUGUGCAGAAUUGUCAGUAUAUGAGACAUCCUUCUGUGUCUCCUUUUGUGGGCGAAAGAUUGGCAGGAAAAGUCUUAGUUACCUAUCUUACAUCGGUCAUUAUUUAGAAAGGGAAAUUUUUUAGUUUUAUUUUAGUUUCGUUUGUGUAUUUAUUAAAUUUUUUUGGUGAAAAAUAAAUGAAAAAGAAUUUAGAGGAAAAAUUGCUUAAUCCUCUCUGUAAGAGAACAAAACAUUGGAAAAAUCCAUUUUUGAGAAAUUAACUCCUCCACAAUCGAGAAAAAAAAUUUUUUAAUAAAUACUUUGAUAUAUAUAUAUAGUAAUAUUAUAAUGAAAUAUCUAGAUAAUUUUAUUAUAGAUAAAUAUAUAUUUUGUAGUCAGAUUCUCCAUAUUUGUUGUUAGUUAAUCAAUUAGUGCUUAAAAUCACAAAUUUUAUAAAUUAAAUCAGAUUUUUCCUUCAAAAUUGAUUUUAAAAAAUUUAUAUGAAAACAAAAAAUUUUUUGCUUGCGGAGGGGGGUUAUAGAGAAGGAGAAUUCUUCGCAAACGGAAGAGCAUUAUAA